AUGGCUUUCCGACUCUCAGCGCGGCGCCUAGCAGCGACCAGCGCCCGAAGCCUGUCAUCACAAGCGACAGCGACGUCGAGCCUCGCCCAACAUGGGCAAUCGACCAUCGCGGCGCUCCCGAACCCGGACCCGGCAGAUGACUCUCCGAGCGCCGCUAUGGUGAAAGAGCACGCGAAAUACAUGCUGGCUACGUACGCCCGGCCGCCUCCUGUGUUCGUUAGGGGUGAGGGCUCGUACUUGUGGGAUUUGGAGAAUCGCAAGUACUUGGAUUUCACGUCAGGGGUUGCUGUCAAUGGACUGGGGCAUUGCGAUCCGGGGUUGACGAAGGUGCUUGCCGAUCAGGCCAAGACAUUAUGGCACGCCUCGAACCUGUACUACAACCCCUGGACCGGAGCCCUUUCGCAAUUGCUCGUCGAGAAGACUCUUGAGUCAGGGGCAAUGCACGAUGCCGCGACCGUUUUUGUUUGCAACUCCGGCUCGGAAGCCAACGAAGCCGCCAUCAAGUUCUCCCGCAAGGUCAGCAAGGUGCUUGAGCCUUCUGGAACCAAAUACGAGUUCGUCUCUUUCCACAACUCUUUCCAUGGUCGCACUAUGGGGAGUCUGUCUGCAACGCCGAACCCCAAAUACCAAGAUCCGUUCUCGCCGAUGCUGCCGGGCUUCAAAUACGGAACAUACAAUGAUAUUGCUGCGAUCAACGAGCUCGUUAACGAGAAGACUUGUGGUGUCAUCGUUGAACCGAUCCAAGGCGAGGGUGGUGUGAAUGUUGCUAGCGAUGACUUCUUGAUUGCGCUAGCCAAGCGCUGCCGCGAAGUCGGUGCCGUUCUCACGUACGAUGAGAUCCAGUGUGGCAUGGCCCGCACGGGAACGCUCUGGGCUCACGGUCAUCUGCCAAAGGAGGCACAUCCAGACAUCAUCACCACCGCCAAAGCACUUGGUAACGGUUUCCCCAUUGGCGCGACGAUAGUGAAUGGCCAUGUCAGUCAAAAGAUCAAAAUUGGUGACCACGGCACGACCUUCGGUGGCAACCCCAUGGCCUCUCGACUUGCACAUUACGUCGUGUCCCGACUAGCAGAUCCUGCACUGCAAAAGGAGGUCGUCGAGAAGUCCAGUAUCUUGGUCCAAAAGUUUGAUCAGAUGCGCCAGCGUUUCCCCGACCUGAUCAAAGAGGUUCGCGGCCGAGGUCUGAUUCUUGGUCUGCAGUUGACCCAAGACCCCACCCCUAUUGUCAAGGCCGCUCGUGAGAGAGGACUGUUAGUCAUCACUUGCGGUACUAAUACCUUGAGGUUCGUCCCUCCGUUGACUAUCAGCGUUGAAGAAAUAGAAAGCGGCUGUAGCAUAUUGGAGGAAGCUAUCGCAUCAACUCUAUAG
Pseudomassariella vexata is the source of this 1368-nucleotide messenger RNA. RefSeq names its product pyridoxal phosphate-dependent transferase. Bases 1 to 1368 code for a protein of 455 amino acids. The transcript has 2 exons. Gene Ontology annotation, biological process: arginine metabolic process. Gene Ontology annotation, cellular component: mitochondrial matrix. The record is from RefSeq and is a predicted model, not a curated record. Gene Ontology annotation, molecular function: pyridoxal phosphate binding; identical protein binding; transaminase activity. Lineage: Eukaryota; Fungi; Ascomycota; Sordariomycetes; Amphisphaeriales; Pseudomassariaceae.